UGGCCAAGUUGGCUCUGCUGGUGUCAGCUUGCCAGACACGGGAUGGCGGGGGACCUGAGCCGAAGCGAGGCCCGCAGCAUGCCGGAGGACCGCCCAAUGCCGCGCGUGCCCGCAGGGCCGCGGCCAAGUGCCCGACGACCGGCUGUGCGGGCAAGACAGCACGAUGUGCCUCAGGCCGCCGUGCGUGGCAGUGGAAGCAGCUCUUGUGCGCGGCCUGAGGCCCCGCCAGUGCAGCUACACCCAGUCGCAUGGGUCCGAGCGCUCCGCGCGGGCCGCGAGGUGCAGGACGUGCAUCAGGAUCCACGCACGCAAGUGCCAGAGGCCGAGCGCGCGAAGGCGCGGGCCGUCGCUGCGCUGCAGCAGCUUUUCUUUGAGGCGCUGAGGCACGGCGAGGACGCCAACGGCGCCGCCGCGAGCGCACUGCGCCGCCUGUUGGAGCCUGGCAGUGCUGCAGAAGGGCCCAAGGCUUGCCACGAUCCCAUAUACGCAAGGGAAGGCCGGGGCAGCGAAGGACCAAUGCAAGGCUGUCGCCACCCUGUGGCGGUCGAGACAUGAAGCCUUCGGCGCGGGGAUGUUCCCACGGGACCAAAGGUCCCCAGCGCUUUGCUUUUCCUGUCUCUAGCUCUCUCGCUUUGUUGAGCCUUGCCUUGCGGCAUGUAACCUCUCUCGUCACU
Molecule: messenger RNA, 674 nt
Organism: Effrenium voratum
Lineage: Eukaryota; Dinophyceae; Suessiales; Symbiodiniaceae
Source: the annotation of a GenBank genome assembly